This is a messenger RNA of Epithele typhae, 1389 nucleotides long. RefSeq names its product actin-like protein Arp6. Bases 1 to 1389 code for a protein of 462 amino acids. Gene Ontology annotation, cellular component: Swr1 complex. The transcript has 10 exons. Gene Ontology annotation, molecular function: nucleosome binding. The record is from RefSeq and is a predicted model, not a curated record. Lineage: Eukaryota; Fungi; Basidiomycota; Agaricomycetes; Polyporales; Epitheliaceae.
AUGCCUCCCAAAAGGAACAUCGUCAUUCUAGACAAUGGGGCCUCGACCAUCAAGGCCGGUGUCCUCGGCGUCCACGACAAGCAGCCACGAGUCAUUUCGAACGCAGUCGUCCGAGAGAAGGGCGACAAGGCCACGUAUGUCGGCCAUGAACUUACCCAGUGCCAGGAUUUCACGUCCCUACGCUUUCGUCUCCCGUUCGAGAAGGGUUUCCUCGUCGAUUGGGAUGCCCAAAAAGCCAUUUGGGACGGAUUGCUCUCCAACGAAGUCAAUACAUCGGAAUCUUCUCUGCUCAUCACAGAACCUUACUUCAACCUGCCGAAUGUCCAAGACGUCUAUGACCAAUUUGUCUUUGAGGAGUACGACUUCCGAUCGUACUACAGAUGCACUCCUGCAUCCCUUAUCCCGUAUGGUCGCCUUCUGGCACAGCCAAAGCUGCCAGCGCCGGAGUGCGUCCUGGUUAUCGAUUCAGGGUUCAGCUUCACCCAUGUCGUGCCGGUGCUCAAGGGAACGGUGGUUUGGGAGGCCGUCAAAAGGAUCGACGUCGGUGGCAAGCUUUUGACGAACCAUCUGAAAGAGACCGUAUCAUAUCGUCAAUGGAACAUGAUGGAGGAGACCCACAUCAUGAACGAAAUCAAAGAGGCUUGUUGCUUUGUAUCCGAAAAUUUGCGCGGGACCUUGAAACAUGCCAGUACCGCACAGCCCACAAAAAACCACAUUGUACAGGAGUACGUUUUUCCAGACUACUCCGCCCACAAGCCGGGACGCAUACGGCAACCAGGCGAGGCUUUAUCCGAUGCCGUGCAAACCUUGGUUAUGAACAACGAGCGGUUCACGGUUCCAGAAAUCCUCUUCCAUCCGACGGACAUCGGUCUAGGACAAACCGGGCUCAGUGGAACGGUGGCGUCGAGCAUAGCGCUCUUACCGGAGGAUCUGCAAGGACUCUUUUGGGCCAACAUCGCGCUCGUUGGCGGGAACACCGCCCUGCCCGGGUUCCGCAAUAGACUGAUGGCCGAGCUGCGCGCCCUCGCGCCCGUCGAUUGCGAGGUUGUCGCGUUCGCGUCAGACGAGCCUACCCUGGAGGCGUACCGCGCGGCGGUCGCGUUCGCGCGGCGCCCAGAGUUCGCCCAGUGCGUCGUGACGCGCGAAGACUACCUCGAGAUGGGCAGCGCGGCGUGCCGGCGCCGGUUCGCGGACUGGAAGCCGGCGGAGCGCGAGGCCGCACCCGCGAGGCCGAGGACGCAGAAGGGGCGCGCCGACGCGAGCAGCGGUGGCGCGCGCACUGACAGCGACUCCGACGGCGGGGACGCGAACUCGCCCGCGCCGACGACCGCGAAGAAGCCGGGCCGUGGGAGGGGCCGAGGGCGCGGCGCGGCGCGGCGGGGGGCGUGA